Agrilus planipennis (emerald ash borer) is the source of this 2187-nucleotide messenger RNA. RefSeq names its product CD82 antigen. Bases 82 to 828 code for a protein of 248 amino acids. NCBI's taxonomy places the organism in Eukaryota, Metazoa, Arthropoda, Insecta, Coleoptera, Buprestidae. Gene Ontology annotation, cellular component: membrane. The record is from RefSeq and is a predicted model, not a curated record. The transcript is spliced from 5 exons.
GUGUUAUAUCAUUUUAAUUUUCCUUGUUUCAGACAGUUCCGAGUCUUUUUCUAAUUGGAUUGAUAAAUCAGAAACAGCGAUAUGGUUUACGACUGUGGGGCCUGCAUAGCCAAAUAUGUGCUUUGCUUCUUUAACUUCGUCAUAUUCUUUGCAUUAAAUCUCUUUAUUUACCUUUUUUUUUUGUUUCAGCAAUUCACACAACCAACUGUGAUAGAACAAGCGUCGUAUAUUUUAAUUGCUGCUGGAGCUUUCAUGUUUAUCGUCAGUUUCUUGGGAUACUGCGGGGCGUUACGGGAGUCACGUUGUCUCUUAACAACGUACGGAAUUUGCUUGGUCAUCAUCCUGAUUUUGGAAGUCACUGCCGGAGGUCUAGCAGCUGCUUAUAAAGGAAAAGCGGAUCUGGAAACGCGAAAUUUCUUAAAAUCGACGAUCAGUAAAUAUUACGCUGUCCCAGAGAAGGCUGACGCUGUCACACUGAUGUGGAACCAUCUGCAAGCUCAACUGUCUUGCUGUGGAGUGGACGAUUACAGGGACUUCGACAGCAGCCCCAAAUGGGUGGCAGAAAAGGGGAGAAAACAGGUCCCGGAGUCCUGUUGUGUCCUCGAGGGAGAUAAAACGCUUUUCAAACCUACCUCACCCUAUUGUACCACUUCACCCUCCGAAUCAAACUCUUACUACCAAAAGGGUUGUUACGAAGCCCUUCAGAACUGGAUGAAGUCCCAUUUGAACAUCGUGAUUGGUGUGGGAAUUGGACUGGGGCUGCUGCAGCUGCUCGGAAUUUUCUUUGCUUUCUGUCUUUGCAGAUCAAUCGACGGGUACAUAAAGUGAUUGAAAUUGUCAAGAAAUAAUAAAGUGCACAACCGAAUAACAAUAAACAGACUGCUUAUAAACGCACUGUCAGUUCACGAUGCAGUUAUCAUACGUUCUAGUCCAAGUUCUGUACCUACAACGAAAUGAAGUCUUUGUCAUUCUUCGAAUAAUUAAAUCCGAACGGAAUAUUGGAACCAAAUGAAAGGAAAAAGGUGUUCUCUUGGUAAUAUCUACAAACAACUAUUACCAAACAUCGUAUAGUACCUAUAACCAAUGCACAUAAUGGCAUUUAAAUAAUGUUUUUUAUGGUGAACCAUUCUUUGUUUAAUAAUAAGUUCAUAAAUGAUAAAAUGUAAUAAGUUAUAUUAUUUUAAGACUCAUUUCCACUACUCAGUUACAUUCUAUUUAGCUUUCCACUUUGCAAGGCUAUCCGUAAUAUUAACAUUAAAGAAUAUUGAUUGUAAUUUGAAUUUGGAUAAUUUGUUUUUGAGUCCAGCUGGCGGACCAGUCUUUUUUUAAAUUGAUUAUCAUUUAGUUAUUCAAAAUUUCUAAUUCCUUAUUAUCUCCUUCGAUGCUGCCGACUAUUAUUAUUGUGUUAAAUAAUAAAUAGAUGAGCCUUAAAGUAAGAAUUUAUAUUUUUUUGCGUUUAUUAUUUACUCAUUCAGCUAGUUUGAAACGUGUUGCUUAAUUAUUAUUUUUGUAAAUAAGUGUGCUUCUCUGUUAUUGUACUAAGUGUCUCGUAUAAUUGUUAAUUUUUGUGUCUUAUUAAGAAUAUUACUUUAUUUUGUCAAUGAAAUUGUUGUACAUAGUCAUAUGUACACGCUAAAGGGUAUAGAACGUAAGGGGCCCAGCGAAACUACAUUCUAAAACAGGGGUGCUAUUCUUUUCACUAAUUCUUUUUACUUUUUUGAUUCCUUAUUUAGUUCUAGAAACACUUGUAAUAUAAAUCAGUAAUUCUAGAGGCUACAGAAUGGCAACGUAAUUUUGCUGUAAAACGUAACUUCAACGUACAUGUUUAAGGAAUUCAUUGCUCACAGUCAGGAAUUUUACAACAGAAAUAGAUAUGAAACGUUUUAGCUAUUUAUCAAAUGAUACAAUUACCUAGGAGUUAAGAACAGUAUUGUAAAUAAGUGCCUUUUUACUCUGUUAAAAAUAAAAUAAAACGUAAGAAGACUGAGGCACAGUUGCAAAACAUUUUCUCAUGGAAUAUUUUGUUUGAUAAAAUAAUAAAAAUAAAAAUUAUUUAUAUUUAUAAAUUUCUCAUAACGAUUUAGUAUUAAGUUUUUUUGUAAUAUCUCAUUUUCUAGUGUUCUAAAUGUUGUUAUACUUUUAUGAUUGUUUAUGAGUACGGAUAAGAUAAAAAUAGUGUCUGAAGAA